Molecule: messenger RNA, 498 nt
Organism: Closterium sp. Naga37s-1
Lineage: Eukaryota; Viridiplantae; Streptophyta; Zygnematophyceae; Desmidiales; Closteriaceae
Source: the annotation of a GenBank genome assembly
AUGGAAUGGAACACAUCUAAAACACCCGUGAUCCUCCUGCUCCACUCACCCUUCCCCUCCACUCCUCUGAUAUUUCCCUACCUCACCAACCCUUGCCGGCAAAGGAAAUCUAUUCAUCCACCCCUCUUCUACAUCCCCCUCCUCCUUGCCUCCUUACUGCCUCCUCCUUGCCUCCUUACUGCCUCCUCCUUGCCUCCUUACUGCCUCCUCCUUGCCUCCUUACUGCCUCCUCCUUGCCUCCUUACUGCCUCCUCCUUGCCUCCUUACUGCCUCCUCCUUGCCUCCUUAUUGCCUCCUCCUUGCCUCCUUAAUGCUUCCUCCUUGCCCCUGCUCCUCCUGCUCCUGCUCCACUACGCCUCUUUCCCCUCCUCCCCCACAUCAUCUAUCGCCUGCUUGGCCAGCUCAUACCCAGCAAAGUUCAUCUCCUCCCCCCUCUCCCCCCCCUUCGCAACUCCUCGUAUCCCUCGCUCCUCUCCUCCCCCGACUCCUUUUCCUUAA